AUGUCGUCGGCGAGUAGAAAGGUUGUCUCGGCCACGACGGCCGAACCUCCCUCCAAAAAGCGCAAGAUGGACGCCUCGGAGCAAAAGUACUACGCCGUCCGCGCGCGCUUCAAGCCGGGAGUCUACACGAGCUGGGCCCAGUGCCAGCAGCAGAUCGCCGGCUUCAAGGGGGCGCAGUAUGCCGCGGCAUUCGCGGCAGGACGCAGCCCAUCUUCGGCAACGAGCGAUAACAAGCCGCCGCGGUUCUAUGGCGUGGCCGUUGGUCGGAAACCAGGCGUGCACACGGAGUGGUCGGCGGCGCAAGAGGCAAUCAUAUGCACCGACACAGGGGAAUACAGGGUCCGAUACGUCGGCUUCGGCGCGCUCGGCCUGGGCUGCCUGCAUUUCGCAUCGCCCCGCCCAACCCAGCUUAAAAUGACCAAGCAGGCCCCGGAAAAUUAUUUUGACGUGGAGGAUAUUUUGAGCGUGAAGGUGAAGUACUGGCAUUUCGACCCCCGGCUGCAGCAGCAGUUCCACGAGGAGAAGGGAUCGGUGGAGGCAUGGAUCGCGCGGGAGAUACGGGACCUUGAGACCGCCCCGGAGGGACGUCCGCCGUUCAACAGAGGAUGACGAUAGGGUGUUGAUGUAUAUUGAUAGUUAGUAGUUUGUACGAGAUAUUGCGGAUUAGGCG
Molecule: messenger RNA, 670 nt
Organism: Chaetomium strumarium
Lineage: Eukaryota; Fungi; Ascomycota; Sordariomycetes; Sordariales; Chaetomiaceae
Exons: 5
Coding region: 1-609 (202 amino acids)
Source: RefSeq, a predicted model, not a curated record